GGGGAGGGCGGAAUCUGUGAGGCGGACCUGACUCCAUUUGUAAUGAACGAUCUGAUGAGCGGGGUUCAGAUCAGGGCUGGCGCUGAGGCCAAUGAGGAGACGAGCGAGAUAAAUGGGAAAUAAAUUCUAACCGCUUUGAAAGGAUCUCAGCCUCCGCGUAGCCGGCGGUGACGGGACGCAGCGGAGCGGAUAAGCCGCGGUCAACGCACCGGGGAGCGGACAGCAACCGUCUAGCGACCCGAUGGUAUUUCAAAGCUGCACAAGGAAUAUGGUGGAUGUUUGAGAAGCCACAUCGAAACAUUUGGACAGCUGGAUUUGUAUGAAUAAUCUCUUAAAGGGAGACGGUGAAAUUAAAGGGCACGACUGCACAGCGCGCAGAGGCAGCAUGAGCGUGUUUUCUGCAAGCGAGGCAGAGCAGUGCGUUUGAGUAGGACAUGGCAAACGGAGGAGACCAGUUCGGCCUCCCAGAACGUCCGGACUCGGACUGCAUGGAUUCACCAAAAGAACCCAAACAAGAAAAUCACUCCUACACUUUAAACUCACCAGCUUCUCCACAAACUGCGUCCAGUCAGCAGGGGAUGGAAGGAAUCAAAGUUUUUCUUCAUGACAGGGAGCUGUGGACGAAGUUUGAUGAAGUGGGAACUGAAAUGAUCAUCACUAAAGCUGGAAGGAGGAUGUUUCCCAGCUACAAGGUGAAGGUCACAGGGCUCAACCCUAAAACCAAAUACAUACUCCUCAUGGAUAUUGUACCCGGAGAUGACCACCGCUACAAAUUUGCAGACAACAAAUGGUCCAUAACGGGGAAAGCAGAACCCGCGAUGCCCGGCAGGCUGUAUGUCCAUCCGGACUCACCCGCCACCGGCGCGCACUGGAGCCGCCAGCUCGUCUCCUUCCAGAAACUGAAACUCACCAACAACCACCUGGACCCCUUUGGACAUAUAAUACUCAACUCCAUGCACAAAUACCAGCCCCGUCUCCAUAUUGUCAAGGCGGACGAGAACAACGGCUUCGGCUCAAAAAAUACGGCUUUCUGCACCCAUGUCUUCUCUGAGACGGCCUUCAUUGCUGUGACAUCCUACCAGAACCACAAGAUUACGCAGCUGAAGAUUGAGAAUAAUCCUUUCGCUAAGGGCUUCAGAGGCAGCGACGACAAUGAGCUGCAUCGCAUGGCCAAGCUACAGGGUAAAGACUACCCUGUGGUCCCUCGCAGCACUGUCCGUCAAAGAUCAUGCUCAGCCGGGAGUCCCUUUAGUAUGGAGGGCCGUGGGCUGCGGGGCUCACCGGAGGGCGUCAGAUCCCCUUACAGCUGUGAGAACGGUCUGAACAGCAGUAGUCCACAGGAGAUGCUGAGCGCUCCACCCACCCACUACACCCUGUCUCACCCUCACCUGCAGCACAGUCAGCACCCACAGCUGUACCACUGCACCAAGAGGAAAGUGGAGGAAAACUGUUCUCCAGGAAACCGCCAGCACCCGUAUAAAAAAGCCUUCACAGGGAACUCUCCAAGUGAGGGCGAGUCUUACUGUCACCCCUCCUCCUACCCUCCUCCUCCUCCACCAGGGUUACCAAAUAAUGCAGUCUUGGGUCUCACUGACUCCCCCUACAGCUCAGACAUGGGACAGCGUCAGGCUUGCAUGUUCGCCGGCUCAGAGUCCAGACUGGAUGAACUCAACUGUGCAUCCUGGUCAUACACCUGUACACUCCCCUCUGCCAUGACGCCCAUGGACCCUUACCCACCUUACACUCCUCACCCCCCCUACAGCUCUAGCCCUCAGGGCUCUCGACUCAGUGCCAUAGCCCACCAGAGCUCUCCACAUCUGGGGGAGCACAUCACUCACGACCCAUACCAGAGCCAGAGCUCCGGACCUGCAGCUCAGAGCUCCCAAAACAUUCACAGCCGGCAGCUCAGCCCCCCUCUCAGAGAGUACCCCCGCUACACCCCCAACCUGUCCCCGCCUCUCUACCACACACUGGAAACUCACACACACAUCCGGUGUGGGGUUCCUGAGUGGAGUGCAGCCUCCUAACUACACCAGAGGACGUACAAAGACUGAUCAAUGGACAGAGAUUUCUGACAGAUGCUGCACCAUAUACAGGAUAAUUAUGACAAUACCUUUGUAAUAUAAUUGUGAAAAGUGUAAUCUUGUGCUGUGUGAACAGAUCUCCUCUGUUACUCGUGUUUCUCAGAUGUGCUGGACGAAGCAGUGGAUUGUUCAAGGUUAAUCCAAACUUCAUGAAGCUUCUGCGUUAAAAAAAGAAAAAGAGAGAGAGCAGCACAAUAAACAUCAAAGUUGUACUUUAAUGUCUCUUCGUACCCCAAAGACUGGUGUCAUCCAAAUGUUUGCACUGUGAGCCCUGUUAAGACCAGACCGUGAACAGUACUUGGCUGUUUCCCUCUCAGUGACUCCUAGUCUCUGCAUUGUGAGCGAUGUAAAUUGUGACCCACUGUCACAUUAAAAUGAUCUCAGCUCUCACAGCAGAGCUUGAGGGAGACAUUUCCUCUCUUUAGUGGAGCAAAGCACAGCUCCAUGCUCAGUCUCAGUGAUGGAAAAAAGGCAUUUGUUUGUGUGUGCAUGUGUGUGUGUUUGUAUGUAUAGCCCAUGUCAGCUCAGCUCAAGAACGCUAUGAGUUAAUUUCCAAUGAGACAGGCAGUAGUAGCUGCAGGCGCUGCACAUGGAGAUAAACACUUUAGACCAUGCUACAGGCUGAAAGACCUGUAAACACUGUUUCCACUGCAUUCUGGGUAAAUGCACAACUCAGCAUCACACAGCUGUCACCACUGUCCUCUCAGUCACCCCCGGCUGACCAAUCACACCCUUCAUUCAUUCAGAGGUAACCAAUCAGCCAGCUCCUCUCUUUUAUCCUCUGCUGGCCAGUCAGAGCUAGACAUUCAGCACAUAUUAUGUCUGCCUGUGUUGGCCCAUUCCUGCUUUUUAUGAAUUAUUCAGUAGUUGAGUUAUGAUCCUUGACACGGAAGGAUUGCUCAGCAAACAUAGUCCUGAGAGCCCGAUGAUCCUGAUGCUCCAAUUCAUAAAAAUAUUCUUAUCAGAUUUUUUUGUCCAUAUCAUAUCCAGACAUCAUUACUCCAUUAAUUGGGUUAAAUCCAUCUCCCUGCAGAUUUUAGUAGCGUUAUUUUCCUUCUUGUAGCUGAAGUUUUAGUUUAUUUUUGUAUUAUGAAACUGUUUUUUUCUAUGCAGUAACAUAAAGGUGCUCUUACAGUCAGUCAUUACAGUAUGUAGAGAGCAAUCCUCGUAUUUCCAAUAUGUAUUUGAUUUAUUUGUGUGGGGUUAUGUGUAUGUUCCUGUGGGUUUGUGUGUGUGAGAUGGUCAGAUGUACAGAGCUAACGUCUGGGAAAAUGUUUGUGUUUUAUAGCAUUGUUCCUGCUAAUAAUAUUUAUUACUCUAGAUUUGUAAAGAUUAGUUUGUUGCUAACUUGUGAAACAAAACAGUAUUGUUCAGAGAUAUUUGUUUCUCUUUGAAGGUUUGUUUCUGGUUUCACCCUCCAUUUCCAAGUGGUGAUAAAUAGUUGUGAUAAACAAAAAUUCCUGUUUUAUGGACAGAUUUCUAUACAGAAAUGGAAUAAAUUUCAGAGAAUUUUGCCUAAGUCAA
This is a messenger RNA of Sphaeramia orbicularis (orbiculate cardinalfish), 3608 nucleotides long. RefSeq names its product T-box transcription factor 5b (gene tbx5b). Lineage: Eukaryota; Metazoa; Chordata; Actinopteri; Kurtiformes; Apogonidae. The record is from RefSeq and is a predicted model, not a curated record. Gene Ontology annotation, molecular function: RNA polymerase II cis-regulatory region sequence-specific DNA binding; DNA-binding transcription factor activity, RNA polymerase II-specific. The transcript is spliced from 9 exons. Gene Ontology annotation, biological process: cardiac left ventricle formation; regulation of transcription by RNA polymerase II; cell fate specification. Bases 435 to 2027 code for a protein of 530 amino acids. Gene Ontology annotation, cellular component: nucleus; chromatin.